GCCGCCAUAGCCGCCCGCCUACCCCGACUUAACGUCUCCGCUGUCGGCUCCGCGCCGCCGCCAUGGCCGACGUGGAAGACGGCGAGGAACCCUGCGCCCUGUCCUCUCACUCCGGGAGCGCAGGCUCCAAGUCAGGAGGCGACAAAAUGUUCUCUCUCAAGAAGUGGAACGCGGUGGCCAUGUGGAGCUGGGACGUGGAAUGCGAUACGUGCGCCAUCUGCAGGGUCCAGGUGAUGGAUGCCUGUCUUAGAUGUCAAGCUGAAAACAAACAAGAGGAUUGUGUUGUGGUCUGGGGAGAAUGUAAUCAUUCCUUCCACAACUGCUGCAUGUCCCUGUGGGUGAAACAGAACAAUCGCUGCCCUCUCUGCCAGCAGGAUUGGGUGGUCCAAAGAAUCGGCAAAUGAGAGUGGAGGCUUUCUUAGUGCAUUUGUUUGGAGCCCUGGUGGAUCUUGUUAUCAAGUGCCCUACAAAGGCCAGAACACUCCAGGGAACUAAUUCUUCAAAUAGGAGGAGAUGGCUCUGUGGUCCUUUGGUACUCAUCAAAGGCAUGGCUUAGCAUUUUGUUUUAUUUUCAGAAAUUCUCUACAAUUAAGAAGAUAAUUUAUUAAAGAUGGUCUUUCCUACCUCUGUGGUAUGUAUCCCACACACUGCUUAGAAGUGCUUUAAAGGAGGAGAGAGCUACAAAUUUAAUGACUUUAUAAUUUGCUUAUUGGUAUCCCCGGGGGUUGUGGAAGUAGUUCCAUUCAGAAGAGAACUUGUUGCAUGCUUAUAGUUGAUCAGUUAAAAAAAAAAAAGACAAUGUUACAGAAACAAAUAAAGUGCAGUUUAAAACCCAACUCUUAUCCUUAAUUUGUUCCUCAUAUUUAUUUUUGGCUGGGAGGGGGUGAUUCAUGAAGUCUUUGUAUGAUAUAAUGAAAAUUUUAAGUUUGGACCAGUGGACAGGGUAAAUAAAAUUUAAUCUUCAGGCAUAUGGAAUUGUGGUUGUCUUUUAGGCUAUUAUCCUCUAUCUUUGGUUCAUCAAGAAAACCUAAAUCUGCACUCACCUCACUGUCCAAGCAUUGAAUGGUAAAGAACAGAAGUAUUUGUUCUGGUCAGAUUAUGUUGUUAUUUAACUGUUUUAGGUGGAAUGUUAAUGAGGGGAAAAUGUUUACCACUGUAGCACUGGGUCAAAAAGUUUAUUUUAUUACACAGUGUUUUAAUAAAUGGUUUAUUCUGUUUA
This is a messenger RNA of Lynx canadensis (Canada lynx), 1219 nucleotides long. RefSeq names its product ring finger protein 7 (gene RNF7). The record is from RefSeq and is a predicted model, not a curated record. Gene Ontology annotation, molecular function: cullin family protein binding; zinc ion binding; ubiquitin protein ligase activity. NCBI's taxonomy places the organism in Eukaryota, Metazoa, Chordata, Mammalia, Carnivora, Felidae. Gene Ontology annotation, biological process: protein ubiquitination; ubiquitin-dependent protein catabolic process. Gene Ontology annotation, cellular component: nucleus; Cul5-RING ubiquitin ligase complex. The transcript is spliced from 3 exons. The coding region runs from base 63 to 404 and encodes 113 amino acids.